AUGGGACUUUGCAAAAGCAAACACAAACCUAGGAAAGGUGAGGAGCAAAAGGGGCGCGUCUAUUCAGUUCCCAAGGCCAAGGAAAGGCCGACGGGCAGGCAUUCUCAAGAGUCUGAGAAGCCUCCGGACACUAAGCCUGCAGAGAGCCUCCAUGGAAAGAGAGGGGCAGCCAAGCGACAGUGGCCUUCAUCUGAAGUCGAAGAGAAACCUGAUGUAAAGGUAAACUCGAGCCAGAAGAAAGCUGUCAUUCCACAGAUCAUCAUCACUAAAGCCUCACAAGAGACUCUAACCAGCUACGGUUCCAUCAGAAGUGAAGAGCAGAGAACCAUUCAGGAGCAGGCUGAAUGGGGCCCCUAGUACCGACACAGAAACCCUAGCACAGUAGACGCCUAUGGUUUACGAGAAUAA
This is a messenger RNA of Puma concolor (puma), 408 nucleotides long. It is a transcript of the gene SPATA33, whose product is annotated as spermatogenesis associated 33. NCBI's taxonomy places the organism in Eukaryota, Metazoa, Chordata, Mammalia, Carnivora, Felidae. Gene Ontology annotation, cellular component: cytoplasm; nucleus. The record is from RefSeq and is a predicted model, not a curated record.